Camellia sinensis is the source of this 479-nucleotide messenger RNA. The record is from RefSeq and is a predicted model, not a curated record. Lineage: Eukaryota; Viridiplantae; Streptophyta; Magnoliopsida; Ericales; Theaceae.
AUGAAGCACGGGUACUCCAAAAAUAGUGCCGUACACGCACCGGGUACUUACCGGGUGCGGGUACGCGUACCGGUACGGCUGCACGCGUACCGGGUACGGCAAAAACCACUCCGGUACGUCUGCCUCAGUUGGGUACGGCAUGGGUACGGCUCGGGUACGGCAUGGUUGAGCAACGCAGAGGCGACUUCGACCUAGCUUUGUCUUCAACUUCGACUUCGACCCUCAUCUUUGACUUCGACCCAGAGAUUACCCUCGUCUUCGACUUCGACCCUCGUCUUCGACUUCGACCCAGAGAUCACCCUCGUCUUCGACUUCGACCCACGGCAUCGGAGAUCAGCAAGCAUGUAUCAUCUAUUUUCGCCCCCUGCAGAUCAGCCAUACCAAGCAACUGGUCAGAAUCUCUCCAUCUUUAUUUUUUUUUCAUUUUUUUUCUUGUUUCUUGUUUCUUCUGCAGAGAGUUAUAAUCUGCUGUUGUCAUG